UUCUUGAAUUCUUAUUGUUGCUCUGGAAAUUAAACUUAAAUUUCACCGUAAGAUGACAGCUCUAACUCUCUAAGAUAGAUGUGUUCAAAUAAAACAAUCAACACCUUUAUUAAAUAUGAUGUGCAUAUUAAAUCCCUGCAAUCCUGCUAAAAAUAUAUUCAUUCUCCUAUCUUCAGGUAUGUAGAACAAGUUACGAAUCAAUUGUUGUAUUCAUUAUGGACAAAGUGGAUAAUUCUGUACUAGCUAAAGUCGAAGAAGUGGACAUGGAAUUUGAUCACAUGAAAGUCGAAGUGAAGAAAGAGGAAGGAGAUUCGAGAAGCAGGACUGGAGGCUUUGUAUGUCCGACAUGUGGCGAACAAAUUAUCAGUGAAAACUAUUUCAUUGAACAUGUCAGGAAGUUUCAUCAUAACGCUAAAUCCCCAAAACGGGAAUUGGAGGAUAAAUUCUCGAAAGAAUCUACUGAAGUUUCUAGAAAUGAAAACAAUAACUCUAGAUUUGAAGAUGGUAAUUUUGUUGAACAUGAUUAUGAUAACUUUAAAAAAGAGGUGAAGACAGAAGAGGGGGAACCUCAGGACAACAAUAUGGAGAUUCUUUGUCCUGAUUGUGGUGACACAUGUUUGGGAGAAAACACAUUUAUUGAACAUAUUAUCAGGGAGCACCAAAUUGACUAUGAUUCUCAAGAAAUAACAAUUAAUAAACCUCAAAGUAGUUCUGAUGCGAACAUAAAUUCAUCCUCUGGGGAUUUAAAUGCUCAUAAAAUUGAGAAAAAAUCUCAUCUCUCCAGUCAUCUGAGACAGCAUACAAGGGAGAAACCGUUCAAAUGUCCUGAUUGUUCAUAUUCAACUGCUCGUAAAUCAUCCCUCAAUGCUCAUCGGAAAACACACACAGGAGAAAAACCGUUUAAAUGUCCAGAUUGUUCUUAUGCAGUUGCUUAUAAUUCGAACCUUAAAGACCAUCUCAAGACUCACACAGGAGAAAAACCGUUCAAAUGUCCGGAUUGUUUAUACGCUGCUUCUAGAAAAGACACUCUGAAGUUUCAUCAGAAAACUCACCAAAAUGGAAUGUAUUCACAGAUUUUAACUUUAAACUGCCAAAUUUUCACAAUUUAUAAAAUCCUCAUUUAUGUUGGUCCAACAUAAAUGAGGAUUUUAUAAAGACACCAUUAAUUACAUCCAACAUUGUUGGAUGUAAUUAAUGGUGUCUCAUCAUAUGGACACGUUCAUAAAAAGGUGGCACUAGAGAUUGAUUUUUCACUGCCAAAAUUGUGUGAAGCAUUUUA
Bolinopsis microptera is the source of this 1279-nucleotide messenger RNA. RefSeq names its product zinc finger and SCAN domain-containing protein 2-like. The transcript has a single exon. The record is from RefSeq and is a predicted model, not a curated record. Gene Ontology annotation, molecular function: RNA polymerase II cis-regulatory region sequence-specific DNA binding; DNA-binding transcription factor activity, RNA polymerase II-specific. NCBI's taxonomy places the organism in Eukaryota, Metazoa, Ctenophora, Tentaculata, Lobata, Bolinopsidae. Gene Ontology annotation, biological process: regulation of transcription by RNA polymerase II. Bases 216 to 1139 code for a protein of 307 amino acids.